CUCGCAUAGACAACCAUGUUUCUAUAGAUAUUAAAAACAACGGCAAGUUUCGCGUUCUUGAUAUUGUGCCGUCGCCAGAUAAGAUAUUAAUUAAAAAUGGCUUGCUCAGUAAUGGGUCCAGAAAAUGACAAGAGAUGUGGUAGUCCUGCUUAUUCAAGAAUUGCUUCCUCUGCAAGUGUAUCAUCUAUUGCUUCUUUUCCUGAGUAUGACUUGAGACCAAAUAUGAAACUAGAGGAUAUUAAAAACAGAUUAUCUGGCUUAGUGGGAAGCAAAGGCUCAGAUUUAAUCCAGGCAUGCAAAAACUUUGAUCGGAGAUCAACCAAUAAAAUACCAAAGGCUCAGUUUAGACAAGUUCUGAGAACAUUUUGUUUUCCUAUAACUGCUGCACAAUUUAAUGCUCUGUUAAAUGAGGUUAAUAUGAAUCAGCCUGGAAAGAUAAAUUAUGUUGAUUUUUUCACCAGAAUAUCAGGUGGGAAAAACAUCAAUGUACAAAUAACUUCUGAAAAAGUUUCUGAUGAUCUUCCAAUUGAUGAAGUAGAAUUGAGAAUCAAGCAGAAGAUUAAAUCCAGAUUAUAUGAUAUAAUACGUGCUUUCUGGCUGUUUGACAUAAACAAGGAUGGUUUGAUACAGAAAACUGAGCUACGUCGAAUCAUUCGAAAUUACUGUUUUGACCUGAGUGAUGAAUUGUUUGAUGAUUUGUGGAAAAAUUAUGAUCCUAAAUUAACUGGUGUGAUCAAGUACAAAGAUUUUUUGAUAAGACUGGGUAUAAAUGCUGAUCGAUACCAAAUGUACAUGCCAUCAGAGACUGUAGCCCAAGCUUUAUGUUGGUCUGAUAAAAAAGCCAAAGAUACAACUGAUGAAAUUUGCUUGGAGCAAAGAAGUCGAAGAGCUGCUAUAGAAAAUAGAGAUGAUCCUGCUAUUCAAGGCUUACCAAUAGAAGAAAUUGAGAAUGUCCUAAUGAAACGGCUACAAAGAAGAGCCAAGACAUUGAAGAAUAUUUUUAAAUUAUUUGAUUAUGAGAACAAUGGCCAAAUAUCUCUUUCUGACUUUCGAGGAGCUAUAAAUUUCUUUGCUUUGCCUAUGUCUACAAGUUUAUUUAAUAGAGUGCUAAAAAGACUUGAAUUAAAUUGCUCAGACCCUGAUUAUAAAAUAAACUAUCAUGAUUUCCUUGAAAAAUUUUGCAAGCAGAGUUCUGGUGCUGGUGCCCAGAAAUCACAUCAGAGAGAAUCGGAAAAGUUGGAUUGUUAUCCUGUGAUCCAGCGCAUUAAAAAUCAUGUCCUAAAUCCCGAUGCACGCCUACGCUCAGUUUUUACUAAAACCACUCAGGAUAAAGAAUGGCAAAUUACUAGACAAGAAUUAAGAAAGGCCAUAGAAAGUAGUUUGGAUUUUCGACUGACAGAUGAUGAAUUUAAGGAACUUGUUACCAUAUUAGAUCCAGGUAAUACUAAUGUCAUCAACUGCAUGGAUUUUUUACAACUGUUUGAUGGGCCUUGUGAAGGAGUUUUUAUGGGAGGAGAUAGCUUGUCUUCGAGAAAUAGUGGUCCCAAAGAUGAAAGUAAAUAUAAAGAUCUACAUGGAAACAGGUUAAAGUCUAAAUUAAAACACAAUUUGAAUAAGAAUAUUUUGGAUGUGGAAAAGGCUAUUUUAGUAUGUGACCUUCAUCAAAGUGGCUUUAUCUUACCAGAAAAACUUCAUAAUAUCUUAAAUGGUCUUUGUAUGCCUUUGACUGAUGAUCAAUUUCAAGAAAUCAUAUCUGAAUUUCGUUUGCAUGGAGAUAGCUUAAAUUAUAAGGAAAUUUUAGAUGCUUACAAGAAAUCGCCUGGAGAGGAUACUAAAAAAUGGGUUUCUACAAUCGAUAAACUUGCCACUUUUAAAUCCAGAUGUCCUCCUGAGCUUCCAGUGGAUGAAGUAGAAGAAAUAUUGCGGGAAUGUGUGCAAUCCAGAAAAACAGCCAUGCUUAAAGAUUUCAAAGCUCUUGAUGUUUGUAAUGUUGGCGUUGCCUGCAAAGAUGAUGCAAGAAAUAUCUUAAACAAGUUUUCUUUUCGUUUUAGUGAUAAACAGUUUAAUGAAUUAUGGAAGAAAUUUCCUGUCAACAAAUACAACCAGCUUGUGUAUGAUCAAUUUUUAGAACAGUACGCACCUUCAGGGGCACAAGCAAAGACAAAGACUGUACCAAAAAGUUCUGCUGAACAUAGUGAUUCAUCCAAAUCAAAACCUACCCCUGCUCCUACAUCCCCUGAUAGAGGUAGCAAUGUUGGAGGUAAUACAAGUGGGAGCUCUAGUCCUCCUUGUGGAAUGCAUCAGAAGUACAGUGAGCGGAGGUCUGAUGAGGAAAAUAGGAAAACUGCUAAAGAAAUAUUGUAUGCAAGCGCACCUCAUUUGCGGCGAAUCAUUGACACGAUAGAACCAGCCAUUGUGCGCAAUUUCCGAGCCAUUCGUUUCCAUCUAAGACGUGCUGAUCCUAAAGUCACCGGUUUUGUGGAUUUCAAUGUACUGAAGAACAUAUUAGCAAAAUCUGGCAUCCAAUUUAACAAAGAGGACGAAUUUCAUGUUCUGGAAUAUUUUGAUUCCCAUCUAAGUGGUAAAAUUAACUACAGGGAUUUCUUACGCAUUUUUGUAUGGUAUGCAUGAUUUUAACAAACUAAUUUUCGACAAUUUAGGUAUUAGGAUGAAUCUGCAGAAAUUCAA
Argiope bruennichi is the source of this 2688-nucleotide messenger RNA. RefSeq names its product EF-hand calcium-binding domain-containing protein 6-like. Bases 97 to 2631 code for a protein of 844 amino acids. Gene Ontology annotation, molecular function: calcium ion binding. The record is from RefSeq and is a predicted model, not a curated record. Gene Ontology annotation, cellular component: nucleoplasm. The transcript is spliced from 18 exons. NCBI's taxonomy places the organism in Eukaryota, Metazoa, Arthropoda, Arachnida, Araneae, Araneidae.